This is a messenger RNA of Bombus impatiens (common eastern bumble bee), 2534 nucleotides long. RefSeq names its product octopamine receptor beta-3R-like. Gene Ontology annotation, molecular function: octopamine receptor activity. The transcript has 6 exons. NCBI's taxonomy places the organism in Eukaryota, Metazoa, Arthropoda, Insecta, Hymenoptera, Apidae. The record is from RefSeq and is a predicted model, not a curated record. The coding region runs from base 927 to 2186 and encodes 419 amino acids. Gene Ontology annotation, biological process: adenylate cyclase-activating adrenergic receptor signaling pathway. Gene Ontology annotation, cellular component: membrane.
UCGCGACGCUCAGUCUACCGGCGUCGCCCGUGCAACAUGAACGCUUCGUGCUGCUACUUUGCCGGUUAAAGUCGCGUGGAACCUCGAUCUCUCACGGUCUCGCUGUCGACACGCGGCCUUAUAAAAUACAGCUGAAUAUUUUGUGCGUUAUUUUGUGAAUAUUUUGUGAAAUGCGGUUGUGCCGAGAACACAAGUUGGUUCGUUCCGAUACGACGAAGAAUCGUGUAUUUUCAGUUUACGGUUCGUUGUGGCGUUUUGACACAAUCUCGAAAUGAUCUGCCCCCUCACUGCGCGGAAUCCUGCGAUCAAAAUGAAUAUAUGAUCUCUGUUGUGGUUGCAGUUUUCUAGUGUUAAGCUCGAUAUAUGUAAAUUGCCAGUACAACGAGGAUUGUAAAAUUUAUGCUUUUAAAAACUGGGACAAUGAUUUUUUAAUGAUCGUAUUUUGAUUCUUCGUAAUUCGAAGAUGGAAUUUUAUCGCAAGUGGAAGAAAACCCCCUCUUUCGAGGGGAGAAUUUUUCACGAAGAAACCAAGUUAUCGAAGUAACGAAGAAUUUACGAAAAGUGGACGAAGCGUUUAUUCAAAGAUAUACCGCGGUGCCCUAAAACAACAUCCCAAAGACCAGAGAACAGAGAGACCAGACAGAGGCAUCGGCUGGAACAAACUCUAUCCACCAACUUGCCCAGUGAAUCAGAUCAGCGGACCUAAAAUCUCCGUAAGCAUCCGUGAAAGCUCACGGAUAGCCUGACUUUGGCUUUUCACUCGAGAGCACGAUGCACGUCGAUACUCGGGUCCGUCGAUACCUCUUCCGCCAGCUGUCUUCCACCUUGGAAAGCUCGAAGGCCGUGCUCGUGUUCGAACACUUGAAACAGACUGUACCCGAACGGUUUCCAGGCGUGUAGCAUGCUCAUAGGCAGCGAGCGCUGGAAUGGAAGUCGGUGAGCCAGCGGACGAGGACGUGGACCGAUCGAUAGGCAGGCUCAGCACGACUUGCGGCAUCGGCCGCCUUUCAGAAUCGCUCAACUCGAGCGUUCGCGACACGUUCGAAGCGACCACUGCUUCUGCAGACAUUUACCAGCUAUCAAACGUCAUCUGGACGGCGAUCAAGGGCGUAGCGAUCGUCAGCAUUAUCGUCACCGCUCUGGUAGGGAACGCGCUGGUGAUCGCCAGCGUUAGAAGGCAUCGGAAGCUCCGAGUGCCAACCAAUCGAUACGUGGUCAGCCUAGCAGCGGCCGACUUCCUCGUCGCGGUCUGCGCCAUGUCUUUCAACGCAUCUGUCGAGCUGACUGGUCGAUGGAUGUUCGGAAGGAUCAUGUGCGAUGUGUGGAGCUCGUUGGACGUUUAUUUCUCCACUGCCUCUAUCCUUCAUCUAUGUUGCAUCAGCGUGGAUAGAUAUUAUGCUAUAGUCAGGCCGCUCGAGUAUCCUGCCAUCAUGAGGAGGCUCACAGUGACUUGUAUGCUGGGCAGUGCCUGGCUGCUGCCUGCUUUGAUCAGUUUCAUCCCUAUAUUUAUGGGAUGGUACACUACCGAAGAACAUUUGGAAGAGUUGAGGAAGAAUCCUCAGGUGUGCAAGUUCGAGGUGAAUCGACCGUACGCGGUGAUUAGUUCCUCGGUUUCCUUCUGGAUCCCCGGUCUCGUGAUGAUCGUGAUGUACUGCAAGAUCUACAAGGAGGCUGUUCGUCAAAGGGAGGCGCUCAGUCGUGCCUCGAGCAAUACCGUCCUAAACAGCGUUCACUUGCAUCGGGCGUCCACCUCGAGACAUCAUUCCAGGGCGUCCCAUCAGUUGUUGCUGCAUCCGAGCGACGCCAGUGACUUUGGCAGACCUGUGUCUUACAGAACCGCCGCGGAGUUGAACGUGGAGAACGGCACUUCGAUACGACAGCAAACGAAGAGCUGGAGAGCCGAGCAUAAAGCUGCGAGGACGCUUGGAAUAAUAAUGGGAGCGUUCCUCCUUUGCUGGCUACCAUUUUUCCUUUGGUAUCUAACGACGACUCUAUGCGGCGAGGCCUGCUAUUGUCCAGACACGGUGGUAUCCGUCCUCUUCUGGAUAGGUUACUUCAACAGCGCUCUGAACCCGCUUAUUUAUGCGUACUUCAACCGCGACUUCCGCGAGGCCUUCAAGGACACGCUGAUGAGCGCCCUGCCGUGUUGUGCGAGCUGCUGGAAAACCCCGUCAGAGUUCGUCUAGCGAAAGAAACCCCCGUGAACAGUCGCGUCGAGCAAGCUGUGUUUUGCGAUCCACAAAAGAAAUCGGUAUCGAUUCAUUCGUCGAGCGAUCGUCCAACUUGCCGUGUUAGGAAACUUUACAAUAAUGGACCUCGUUAUCUGUCGAUAAUGUAACCAAUCCAAUCUACUGACUUGAUUAAUUCGAGAGUGAUCGAAGGAAUAACGAAAGACGGCGGUACUACGAUAAAGAAUAAUAUAUGUAAUGUUACUUGAAAUUCAUAAAGAUAUCGCUUUUGGAAUAUAAAGUGAAAAAACUAUCUGACUGGACACUUUUGUACAUCUAUUAAAAAAAAAAAAAAUGAAAAAAAUA